CCUCCAUGUCCCUCACUCUCACUCACACAACUCGGAACCAUAUAUCAAACACCCACAAAGCACAACAACAACUACUGAAAUGGCCAAGUUCACCGUCUUCCUAGCCACCUUGGCCGUCCUCCUCCUUCUCACGGAGGCCUCCAUCUACCGCACCACCAUCCAGAUCGACGAGGAAAACCCUAGCGGCCAGGGUCAGCAGGGCGAAUGCCAGGAGCAGAUCAGGAGGCAACAGAACUUGAGGCAUUGCCAAGAGUACAUAAGGCAGCAGAGCCAGCAGAGAGGCCGCCGCGGUGACCACCAGGGACAAGAUAUCGACCAAUGCUGCGACCAACUGGAGGAACUGGAAACCCGAUGCCGGUGCCAGGGGCUCCAGCAGGCAGUCAGGGAGCAACAGAGCCAGAGAAGAGGGCAACAGCCUCAGGAGGAGAGGAGGAUGUUGGAUGUUGCAAGGGACAUACCUUCCAUGUGUGACUUGCAGCCAAGGGAGUGCCAGUUUAGCAGUCCUAGGGUUUGGUUCUAGAGGAAGGAAGAGUUAAUAACGUAAUAAUAAUAAUAAUAAAAUGUGGUUGCAUGCAUAUCUCUAGAUAGAGAUUAUAAGUGUGUGUGACAUGUUUUAGUUGUCUGU
Tripterygium wilfordii is the source of this 625-nucleotide messenger RNA. RefSeq names its product 2S albumin-like. Gene Ontology annotation, molecular function: nutrient reservoir activity. The coding region runs from base 80 to 520 and encodes 146 amino acids. NCBI's taxonomy places the organism in Eukaryota, Viridiplantae, Streptophyta, Magnoliopsida, Celastrales, Celastraceae. The record is from RefSeq and is a predicted model, not a curated record. The transcript has a single exon.